UUGUCAUUAGCCAAUUAACUUCUUUCUUCAAAUUGCUUAUACUUUCUGAUUCCCUGCGUUGACUUUCUUCAGACAAGUUUAAUCCUAAACUUUAAGAUCUUGAGAAUGCAAACAUGGGAAGAGGAAAAGAAAAUGAAGGAGAAACACAAAAAUUAUUGCAGCUAUCAUCUGUUGUGCUUCGCGAGGAUAUUGUAAAUCUUCUUGAUUUCAUAGAGAGGUUAAAGAAUGAAGAAGAUCAAAUUGUUCUUGAUACGGAUCAAAUUGAAAACCUGAAAUUGGAGCUGACAUUUUUGUCGGCAUGUUUACAGCUUUGUUAUUACAAUUCCGAUGGUUCUAAAGCCAAAAUGUCUUGCAUAUCAUAUGAGAUUCAUGAUCUAGUUCAGUCACUUUUUCAUCAGAGUGGAGAUGAUAUGCUGGUUAAAUUAAAGGAUCAUGUCGUUCCUUGCCUCCUUGAAAAUAUCAAAACUUCUAUCACCUCAGAUCAUCAUUCUGAAUCAAGCGCCACCAUGACUGAGGAUCAGUUGGUUGAACUUUUGGACGCGCUCCUUGUGAAUCUCCAUUAUCUACCCAAGGUUCGUGCUGAGUUGCUUUGGCCAUCAAUGACUCAAUAUGAGCUUCUUCAGAAUGUAUUUGGCACUUUAAGAGAUUUCCAUGGGCUCAAAGUAAAUGGUUGCAUUGAGCAUGAGGCAAUUGAAUAUGUCUUACCGCAGAUUCAACUUAUGGCUGAGAGAGUAGGACACUUCUGUUUUGCCCUUUUGUCUUAUCAACUUAAGACAGAUGAAAAAGACGAAGAAGAUGAAGAUGAAACAGAUGAAGAAGAUAAAGAUGAAACAGAUGAAGAAGACGAAGAUGAAGAUGAAACAGAUGAAGAAGACGAAGAUGAAACAGCUGAAGAAGACGAAGAUGAAACAGAUGAAAAAGAUGAAGAUCAAGUCAAUUCCAUGCUAGUUCGUCUACUUUUGAAGAUAAUUCCGGUUUCACUGGAGGUUAUGCAAAUAUGUUCUACAAUGUUGGAAGCUUCAAAGUCGGCAGAACUUGGAUGCUUCAUUAAGAAGCUCCUAGAAGCAUCUCCAGACAUUCUUAGAGAACAUCUGAUUCACCUACAACAGCACAUGGUUAAUGCUAUACCUUGUAGCACUUCAGCAUUCAGCAUUCAUGUCUUGAUAGAGUUCCUAUUGCUUUUUCUUACAGAUAUGCCGCAGGACUUUAUUCAUUACGAAAAAUUAUUUGUUCUAUUGGCACGUGUUGGAGCACUUAUCAGGGAGGUGUCAAUUCUCAUUCGCAACUUAGAAGAGAACUCAACGGAUGAAGAGAAUAUGAACAAAAUAAGUUGUGCAAGUCGAGACUUGCUGGAAAAUAUUGAACUUCUGAAGGAAGAUCUCAAGAAUGUUUUCUUGAUAGUCCCUGCAGACUCAUCUCAGCUCUGCUUCCCCAUGAGUGAUGGGCCGCUUUUCAUGACUCUUCUACUCAGAAACUUAAAUGACUUGCUCAAUUCCAAUGCUUAUUCAGUGGCUUUGAUAAAAGAUGAAAUUGGUUGGGUGAAAGAAGACUUAGAACACAUAAGAUCGUUCUUCGGGAAUGUGGAGCAAGAAUUGCAUAGAGAUCUUUGGACUAGUAUUCUAGAUGUGGCUUAUAAGGCGGAACAUGCCAUUAACUCAAUUCUUGCCAGAGAUCAUGGUCUCUUGCAGCUUAUUUUCUUACUUCCUGAUGCCAUAGAGAAGAUCAAGCUUGUCAAAAAAGAGGUACAAGAAAAGAUCUCCAAGAACACGAGUAUCAUUUUUGUAGACUCUCCCAACAAGCCAGUUAUAAACAAGUCGUCAAUAGCUGGUAAAAUAGUUGUAGGAUUUGAGGAGGAGACAGAGUGGAUAAUCAGGAAGCUCACCAGCGGACCAGCUGAGGUAGAUGUCAUUUCCAUAGUCGGCAUGCCAGGGCUUGGAAAAACUACUUUGGCUUACAAAGUAUAUAAUGAAAAGUCUGUUGUUGGUCAUUUUGACAUUCUUGCUUGGUGCACAGUCGACCAGGAACGUAAUGAGAAAAAGUUGUUGCAGAAAAUUUUCAAUCAAGUUAUGGGUUUGAAAGAAAGAUUCAAUGAGGAUGACAUAGACGAUGACGUUGCUGAUAAGUUACGGAAAGAACUGUUUGGAAAGAGGUACCUUGUUGUCUUGGAUGACAUGUGGGAUACUGCAACAUGGGAUGAGCUAACAAGACCAUUGUACGCCAUUCCAUCUGAAUUUCAGAAAGGGAGCAGAGUUAUUUUAACAAGCCGAAAAAAGGAAGUAGCUUUGCAUGGAAAAUGCCACAGUGAUCCUCUCGAUCUUCGAUUGCUAAGACCUGAAGAAAGUUGGGAGUUAUUAGAGAAAAGGGUAUUCGGAGAAGAAAGUUGCCCUGAUGAACUAAGAGAUGUUGGAGAAAAAAUAUCCCAAAAGUGUGAUGGGCUUCCUUUGGUACUUGAUUUGAUCAGUGGAGUCAUGUCAAGGAAGGCAAAGAAAGAGGUUUUGUGGCUUGAAAUUCUUAAUAAUAUGAGUUCCUUUAUUUUUAAGGAUGAAGAGGAAGUUAUGAAGGUCAUACAAUUAAGUUAUGACCAUUUAUCAGAUCAUCUAAAGCCGUGCUUUCUGUACCUUGCAAGUUAUCCAAAGGACGAAGAUAUUGAGUUCUCUCAGUUGAAAGAUUUAUGGAGUAGUGAGGGACUUGUGGAACAAACUGAUUUGAAGAGUGUAGAAGAAGUAACGGAGGUUUUUGUGGAUGAGUUAAUUGCUAGUAGCUUGGUAAUAGUGAGAGGUCGUAGGAAACAGAGAUGUCAAAUUCAUGAUCUUGUGCAUGAUUUUUGUUCGAUAAAAGCUAGAACGGAAAAGUUAUUUGACUUGACGAGUUCAAUUGUUCUGUCUUCCUCCUCUUCUUCAGAUCUGAGGCAGCGUAGCCGGACCCUUAUUAUUGAUGUGGACCCUCAUUCCAAUGAUGAAGACCUUCAUUCAGGAUAUACUUCUUCCUUGUUCAAUCCAGAAAAGAGAAAUCCUUAUGUCAAACACCUCCUCUCUUUGCAACUUGAAUGCUCCUAUCUUCCCCCCAUCUGUCACGUAAGACACUUGAGGCUUCUUAAAAGGUUGGAGCUGUUGUGUAUGAUUUUGCGAGAUACUUUUUUGAAUGAAAUAGGCAUGCUUGUUCAUUUGAGGUGCUUAAGAAUUAUGAUUCAGGCAGAAGCUCUCCCUCCGUCAUUUUCAAACCUCUGCAAUCUAGAAACUCUGGUGGUGGUUAAUUUUCGACCAGACUUGGUAUUAUCCCCUACUAUCUGGAGUCUUGCAAAGCUACGACAUGUGAAGAUCAAUAGUAUUUGUUCUGUCUUUAAUUCGGAUAUUGACAAACCAACAGAGUUAGAGAAUCUAACAAUAUUAGACCGUCUCAAGCUUUCCUGUUUGGUAGACUCGGAGAAUAUUUUCAAACGGUUUCCCAAUCUUCGAACCCUUGGAUUCCAACUGGAUUGUUCAGUGGCAGAGCAAAUUUAUUUUCCAAGGUUGGAUGUCCUUAACAAACUUGAAAAGGUGUGUGCAAGUUUUGAGUGCUGUUGGGAUACACGUGUACAUCAGUUUGAUUUUCACUUCCCUUCGAGUUUGAAAGAAGUGGAAAUGGAUGGGUUCAAUCUGACAUCAGAUGCACUGUCAGGAAUUGGGAGAUCACUACCCAACCUUCAAAAGCUGGAACUAGUAGGCACAAUCAUCCAGGGUGGAAAAGAAUGGAACAUGGAACAAGUCACCUUCCACAAUCUCAAAUCUCUAAAAUUGUUUAAUGUGUUUUUUUCUGAAUGGCAAGUUACUGCAGAUGAAUCUUUUCCCGUGCUCGAGGAAUUAGAAAUACGAUUUUGUAUUGAGCUUGUAGAGAUCCCACUGAGUUUUGGAGAUAUUGCUUCAUUAAAGUCCAUCUCAUUGGAGAGAAGUCCUCAGCUUAAGGAGUCGGCACGCAACAUUAAGAAAUAUGUUGAAGAAAUUAAUGGUGAAGACAAGCUUAAAGUGAAGUACCAAAGCUGGACAUAAAUUUUUCAUUUCGUCUUUGAAUUUUUAAUCACUUAAAUCUCAAUCAUUAGUUUUAAAGUAUGACAUGUGUCUUCUAUUCAAAGUUAGGACUUGGGAAAAAUGAAGAGAUUGGAAAUAGAAAGGAGUCGUAUCCAUCACUUAUGUAGUUAAAUCUUAAGAAUAGUUUUUUUUUUUCAACUUUUUUUUUUUAGUUUUUUAGAGCGAUUUU
This is a messenger RNA of Capsicum annuum, 4233 nucleotides long. RefSeq names its product putative late blight resistance protein homolog R1A-3. Lineage: Eukaryota; Viridiplantae; Streptophyta; Magnoliopsida; Solanales; Solanaceae. Gene Ontology annotation, molecular function: ADP binding. The record is from RefSeq and is a predicted model, not a curated record. Gene Ontology annotation, biological process: defense response to other organism. The coding region runs from base 114 to 4025 and encodes 1303 amino acids. The transcript has 3 exons.